Messenger RNA from Colletotrichum destructivum, 2528 nucleotides. Its product is annotated as Putative peptidase M24, aminopeptidase P, creatinase/Aminopeptidase P/Spt16. The record is from RefSeq and is a predicted model, not a curated record. The transcript has 5 exons. Bases 531 to 2111 code for a protein of 526 amino acids. Gene Ontology annotation, biological process: proteolysis. Gene Ontology annotation, molecular function: metalloaminopeptidase activity; manganese ion binding. Lineage: Eukaryota; Fungi; Ascomycota; Sordariomycetes; Glomerellales; Glomerellaceae.
CCGUUUGUCACGACGCAGAAGCACCGCUUUUUUGCUCUCUUUCUCCCCCCCCAUCCCGCUGCCGACCCGUACCUUCGGAGGCACCGAAGAAGCGGAGCCCUGCGCUAGACCGGCCACUGGACCUGGACGCACGUACAGUACAGAGUACACUCCAUCAACUGGAGACUGGACACUGGAGCCCAGCCGACAACGACGACUGGACGUCACUCUCACACACCUCUCUCUCACCUCUCGUCCCGCCCUCCACCGUCUCGUCUCGUCCCUCGCCCUCUCCGACCAAGCAGAGACAAACAUCGCGCGCGGUCCUUGUCCGAAAAAGCCUUGGCCUGCUCACCUUACCCGCCACGCCACGCAAGCACCCCCCCUCCCCCCCAUCUCCAAUUGGAUCCGUGCCUUUUGUGGCCGCACACCGAAGAGACUCUUGAGACAGAGUUGCCCGGAGAGCAUCGUCAGACCGCCGCCAGAUCCACCCUUACCCCGAACACCCCGACUGGCCCGGAGAGUACCGCUUCCCGGAAGCCGUGUGAACCAUGGAGACCGUCAUUGAUCACCAUGUCGUCGAGGUGGAUGAGUUCGAUGCUCUGUCUAUCGAGGUGAAGACGGCCGCCGGCCCCGUUGAGUCGGUCGUGUCGGUUGCGCCCAUCCCGACCAAGUUUCCCGCUAAACUCCACGCCCGCAAGGUCGCCGCGGAGCUCAACGCCGGCGAUGGCCUCGUCUUCCUGCCCGGCGAGCCCAGCCGCAGCUACGAGGACUCGGACAUGGGGCCGGCCUUCCGACAGCGGCGAUACUUCUACUACCUGAGCGGCGCCAACUUCGCCGACUGCGCCGUGACCUACGAGCUCGCCUCGGACCGCCUGAUCCUCUGGAUCCCCUACGUCGAGCCGCGCCAGGUGCUGUGGUUCGGCUCGACACCCGGCAUCUCCGAGUGCCUGAAGCAGCUCGACGUCGACGACGUGCGCUACACGACCCAGCUCGACAAGUUCCUGUACCGCCACCUCGCGCCCGGCUCGACGCUGUACGUCCUCCACGCCGACCAGGCGCCGCUACACGGCGACUUCUUCCGCUCCGCCGCCGACGUGCGCAUCGACGUCGCCUCGCUGCAGCCCGCCAUGGACCAGGCGCGCGUCGUCAAGACGGACUACGAGGUCGCCAUGAUCCGCAAGGCCACGGCCGUCUCGGCGGCGGCGCACCGGCGCGUCGCCGAGAAGCUGCUGAGGCUGGAGAAUGAGAGCGAGAUCGAGGCUCUCUUCCAGGCCCGGUGUACCACCUCGGGCGCGAGGGAGCAGGCCUACGCCAUCAUCGCCGGCAGCGGCCGGAACGCGAGCACGCUGCACUACGACGCCAACGACGAGCCGCUCCAGGGCAGGGAGCUCGUCGUCUUCGACGCCGGCUGCGAGUGGCACUGCUACGCGAGCGACAUCACCCGCACGCUGCCCAUCUCGGGCGCCUUCUCGCCCGAGGCCAGGGCCGUCUACGACAUCGUCGCCAGGAUGCAGGACGAGUGCAUCUCCUCCAUCCGCCCGGGCACCCUGUUCUUCGACCUGCACAUCCACGCGAGCAGGGUCGCCCAGCAAGGGCUGCUGGCGCUCGGCGUCCUCAAGGGCGACCCGGCCGAGGUCUGGGACGCCGGCACCGUCGCCGCCUUCUUCCCGCACGGCCUGGGCCACCACGUCGGGCUCGAGGUCCACGACGUCUCGGGGCGCGAGAGGCUGCUACUGCUGAACACCGUGGCGGCUGGCGGCCAGGGGGGCCGCGUCGGGAAGAGGGAGGUCGUCACGCCCGAAAUGCUGGCCGCCAUGGACAAGGCCGCCACCGCCUCGGGCGCCGCUGCCGCCUCCCCGCCGUACAGGGGCCGGCAGUAUCUGCGCAAGAACAUGAUUGUGACGGUCGAGCCCGGCAUCUACUUCUGCAGAGAGUAUAUCGAGGGCUACUUCCUCAGCAACCCCCGACACGCCCGCUUCAUCAACAAGACGGUGCUGGAGCGGUACUACCGCGUCGGCGGCGUGCGCAUCGAGGACGACAUCCUGGUGACGGACGACGGGUACGAGAACCUCUCGACGGGCGCGCCCAAGGGCGAGGAGCUGCUGAGGGUCAUCAACGGGAAGGCGUAGCGGCCCGCGAGGGGCUGGGUAGUGUUUUUUGUUCUUGGGGGGUUGUCUUUGUGAAGCAUGCAUGCUGAUUUCGGUGUUGUUGUUGUCGUCGUUGUUUGCCACAAACCUGCAUAGUGUGUUUCGUUUCUUUGGUGUGUAUUUCGACGACGUUGAGAUGGUUAGCCUAUGGUUUUUGUCGGUCUACCCGCCCCCUAGACAUUUGUUGACGUACAUGGCCGACGUGUCUUUCAUUCCUGUGCCCAGAUGUUGAUGGGGGCUUUUGUCUACUCUGAACUGCCCAGGUACCGUGUGGGCAUCCAACCGUUGAUCGAGCCGCAGUUCGUUCGACGCGGACCCCCCCGUGUCGGAGAACUGUGCCGGGCAAUGAAGGCGUCCACGCCGUGCUCUCGGGUAUUUGUCUGCUCUCGCCCGCUCCUC